Messenger RNA from Cinclus cinclus, 1557 nucleotides. It is a transcript of the gene MBOAT2, whose product is annotated as membrane bound O-acyltransferase domain containing 2. Gene Ontology annotation, cellular component: membrane. The coding region runs from base 1 to 1557 and encodes 518 amino acids. Gene Ontology annotation, molecular function: acyltransferase activity. The record is from RefSeq and is a predicted model, not a curated record. The transcript is spliced from 13 exons. Gene Ontology annotation, biological process: lipid modification. Lineage: Eukaryota; Metazoa; Chordata; Aves; Passeriformes; Cinclidae.
AUGGCCGCCAGCACCACGGGCUCCACGCUGCUGCAGCCCCUCAGCAACGCCGUGCGCCUGCCCGUCGACCAGGUCAACUUUGUAGUGUGCCAACUGUUUGCCUUGCUUGCGGCUGUUUGGUUUCGAACAUACCUUCAUUCAAGCAAAACUAGCCCAUUUAUAAGACAUGUUGUUGCAACACUCUUGGGCCUUUAUCUUGCAUUUUUUUGUUUUGGAUGGUAUGCCUUACAUUUUGUUAUACAAAGUGGAAUUUCCUACUAUAUCAUGAUCAUAAUAGGAGUGGAAAAUAUGCACAAGUAUUGCUUUGUUUUUGCUUUAGGAUACCUCACUGUGUGCCAAAUUACUAGGGUCUAUAUCUUUGAUUAUGGACAGUAUUCUGCUGAUUUUUCUGGUCCAAUGAUGAUAAUUACACAGAAGAUCACUAGUUUGGCAUUUGAGAUUCAUGAUGGAAUGUUUAGGAAAAAUGAAGACUUGACUCCAUCACAGAGGUGUUUGGCUGUAAGACGCAUGCCAAGUCUACUGGAGUAUUUAAGUUACAACUGUAAUUUCAUGGGUAUCCUGGCAGGCCCGUUAUGCUCUUACAAAGACUAUAUUACUUUCAUUGAAGGCAGAUCAUACCGACUGCAACAGUCUGAAGCAAAUGGGAAGGAAGAUACAAAGUAUGAACAAACGGAUCCUUCCCCAAAUAUAGCUGUGGCACAGAAACUCUUGAUCUGUGGACUGUCCUUACUCUUCCACAUGACUAUUACAAAAACUUUGCCUGUGGAAUACAACAUUGAUGAUAACUUCAUAGCUACAGCAUCAUGGCCUGUAAGGUUUUUCUACCUGUAUGUGUCUAUUAUGGCUGCCAGACCCAAGUAUUAUUUUGCAUGGACUUUAGCAGAUGCAAUUAAUAAUGCAGCAGGGUUUGGUUUUAGAGGCUACGAUAAAAGUGGAGUUAUGCGUUGGGAUCUAAUAUCAAAUCUCAGAAUCCAGCAAAUAGAGUUUUCCACAAGUUUCAAGAUGUUUCUUGAUAACUGGAAUAUCCAAACAGCUCUUUGGCUCAAAAGGGUGUGCUAUGAACGAGCCACCUUCAGCCCAACGAUCCAAACCUUCAUUCUUUCUGCCAUCUGGCAUGGGGUUUAUCCAGGAUAUUAUUUAACAUUUUUAACAGGAGUACUAAUGACACUAGCAGCACGAGCUAUAAGAAACAAUAUCAGACAUUAUUUUGUUGAAUCUCCUGCUGUUAAACUAUGUUAUGAUAUUGUAACAUGGGUGGCAACUCAAGCAGCAAUAAGUUACACAGUGGUGCCAUUUGUACUGCUCUCUGUAAAACCCUCUUUCACCUUUUACAGCUCCUGCUAUUUCUGUCUUCAUAUUGCCAGCAUCCUGGUGUUGUUGGUAUUUCCAUUGAAAAGAACUCAAAAAGGAAGUAAAAAGCAUGAAAGCGUCCAGCCUGUGUGGUCCAGAAAACUAGAAGAAGAAAGUCUUUUACAAAAGAACAAUUAUCCCACAACAAAUAAUAGUUUCAGUCAGAAACAAGAAAUAACCUGCAGAUAUCAAGCAUUAAAACAGUGA